UUGUUCCCACAUCACCGUGGAUCUGAACUAUUCAUCCCACGACUUCAUUUAGGGCACAGGCAACCUGAUUUGUGAUGGUCUAGAUAUCGCAGGAUCUGAGUCAUAGAACUAUCUCCUUCCUGCCAACGUUUCUGACUUUUCGACGUCCUCUAUCUGUUGAUUCCCUAAGAUGGAAAAGAAGACAUGGGUAAUGCUUGAGAACAAUCCCGAUGUAAUGAACCAAUUGGCAGCGAAGUUGGGUCUAUCGUCCAAGCUCCAAUUCUACGACGUUUAUUCCCUGGAUGAACUCGAACACCUCGCACAUAUCCCUCGGCCUGCCCUAGCUCUGCUGGUCAUCAUUCCACUUACACCAGCUUGGGAUCGAAGUCGCAAGGCCGAAGACGCUAACGAAGAACCCUACACUGGCUCCGGUCCUGACGAGCCGGUCAUCUGGUUCAAGCAGACUAUCGGCCACGCCUGCGGCUCGAUUGGUCUGCUACAUAGCUUGAUUAAUGGUCCGGCCGUCGGCUUUAUCAAGCGUGAUUCCGAUCUUGCGGCGAUACGAAGCCUCGCCAUACCGCUGGACAUGACCAAACGCGCCGAAUUGCUGUAUAACAGCGAGCCAUUCGAACUUGCUCACAAGUCGGUCGAGCUGGCCGGCGACAGCUAUGCGGAUCUGACAGGUGAGCUUGAAGGUGGGCAUUUUGUGAGUUUUGUCAAGAGCGGUGGGAAGCUCUGGGAGCUUGAAGGGUCGAGGAAGGGUCCUCUGGAGAGAGGAAGUCUUGCUGAUGACGAGGACGUUCUCAGUGCGCGAGCGCUUGACAUGGGCAUCAAGAGGAUCAUCAAGUUGAACGCGGAUGAAGGAGGGGACAGCCUUGGUUUUAGCUGCAUUGCUUUGGCUCGCAAACCUUAGGAUGAGACUCGAGAAGACAUUGUCUUGCUACCCAGAUCUACACGAGACCAGAACGCACACUCAAAUCUCUCUACGUUAUAGCGCGAGAGAAAUGGGCUGC
Molecule: messenger RNA, 992 nt
Organism: Dothidotthia symphoricarpi CBS 119687
Lineage: Eukaryota; Fungi; Ascomycota; Dothideomycetes; Pleosporales; Dothidotthiaceae
Product: ubiquitin carboxyl-terminal hydrolase
Exons: 2
Coding region: 170-892 (240 amino acids)
Biological process (GO): protein deubiquitination; ubiquitin-dependent protein catabolic process
Cellular component (GO): cytoplasm
Molecular function (GO): cysteine-type deubiquitinase activity
Source: RefSeq, a predicted model, not a curated record